This is a messenger RNA of Puma concolor (puma), 930 nucleotides long. It is a transcript of the gene CCDC28A, whose product is annotated as coiled-coil domain containing 28A. The record is from RefSeq and is a predicted model, not a curated record. NCBI's taxonomy places the organism in Eukaryota, Metazoa, Chordata, Mammalia, Carnivora, Felidae.
AUGGGGGUGGGGGACGGGAAAGGGCGGGCACGGAGGCUCCGCCUCUUGCGUCACUUCCGUAAACAAAGGGAACUGUGGUGGCGCUGGGUCCGGGAUGUGACCCCGGCUCUAGCUGCAGCAGUAGCGUCGGAGGCUGCAGCUGCGGCGGUGGCUUCGGAGACUCCGGAGUCUUUGCAGGUUGAGGAAGAGGAUUCCGAUCCUCUCCUUCCUCAGGUCAUAAGAAGCUGGCCGUGGUGCAAUAAGGAACUUAAAACAAUGGAGGAGCGGAAACUGAAGAGGCGGAGUCCUAAGUCUUUUAGUGCCCACUCUACUCAGGCUGUUAAUGCCAAAAAAAAUGCCAUUCCAGUUAGUAAAAGCACAGGGUUUUCAAAUCCUGCAUCACAGUCAACUUCGCAGCGACCAAAGUUAAAAAGAGUGAUGAAAGAAAAGACCAGACCUCAGGGAGGAGAAGGAAAAGGCACACAGCCGGCUCCCAUUCAGCACUCCUUCCUCACCGAUGUCUCAGACGUUCAGGAGAUGGAGAGGGGGCUUCUCAGCCUUUUGAACGAUUUCCACUCCGGAAAACUUCAAGCGUUCGGAAAUGAAUGUUCCAUUGAACAGAUGGAACAUGUUCGGGGAAUGCAGGAGAAAUUAGCUCGUUUGAAUUUGGAGCUCUAUGGGGAGUUAGAGGAACUUCCUGAGGAUAAGAGAAAAACAGCCAGUGACUCCAAUCUGGACAGGCUUCUGUCUGAUUUAGAAGAAUUGAAUUCUUCCAUACAAAAACUACAUCUGGCGGACGCACAAGACGUCCCGAAUACGUCCACCAGCUAAAAGGACAUGCAGUUGCUUUGUUGCGGUUUGAAGAAAAACAGCAUUCUUUAAUUUUGCAGCUGAACCCAGUAGCAGAAUCAUCUUCCACAACAAGGAAUAAAGUAAUCAAAGUACCAGUGC